AUGUCAGAUAUCCCACCUUUGGCCCAGGUAAAGCUGUCCAUUGUCACCAAUAAAAGACCAGUCGCCAGGAGAGCAUGUCUCUCAUGUCGAGAUAAAAAGAUCAAAUGUGAUGGCGAACCUAUAAGUACAUUAUCUGAUGGUCGUCAGAAUAAGAUUGUCACUGAGAAGGUCAGAAUAUGCUCAAAUUGCAAGUUUUUGGGAAUAGAAUGUGUAUUUGUGCAAAGUCUUCGAGGUGGACGAAGGAGAAAGAGAAGUCUUCCAAAGGGUGAUGAACCACCUGUGAAAACACCUAAAGCUCAAUCACCUCAUGAUAAUAAUACCAUUCUGUCGUCCAAGUCUCAUGCCAUUAAUACAACAAAUUCCAAAAAUGACCUAAGCUCCUUCAUUCUAGAUAAAACUAUCGAGGAAAGACAUAGGCAGAAACUCAGUUCUCCAACUUUAACAAACUCUUUCUUCUUGGAAAGUUCCUCAAGCUACCCUGGUCCUUCCUUCGGAAUCGUCCAUUCCUCUCCAAAUUCCCAACCUCCACAUCAAUUCCCUCCUCCAUUCUAUCCCAUACCUGGGAAACGUCCUCCUGGGUUUGGUACCCCACCUCUGCAACCACCACCACCAUCACAGCAGAAUCAACUGCUUCCAGGAGGUGCUCCUCCUAUACGGCAAGAAUAUUCUGCAGCCUAUCAUUUACAGCAUCCUGGCCCUCUGGUUAUGGGUCAAGGCCAAGGCCAUGACCAUCCAGCAUCUUCAAUACUGAGUCCCUAUUCUUCUACCACAAUUCCUCCUCAAUUUCCACCUGGUCCUCCUCCUUCUCAUUAUAAUCCAUAUCCAGUUCUCAACUACAAUUUCAAACUCAGUUCUGCUCCUCAGAGCGAUAUGGGUCCUAAAACUGCCACUAAUGAUCACGAAAAAGCAAAAUCAUCAUCUUCCCCAGAUUCAAAGUUGAACGGCUGGCCUCGGGACCCAUCUAAAACUCCUGCAAUUGAACUUGAAAGUCAACCUUCAGAAGUUGACGGGUUUAAAAACCCACCAGAAAGUGAAAUACCUCCCUCAGAUCUGGUUUCGGGCUAUGGAUAUCCAGGACAACAUCAGCAACAACAUCAGCAGCAAUUACAAGGUGCAAUUCCUCCACAAUCUCACCAAAAUCAACCCCACUUCCAUGGCCCUACUCCACAACCUUAUGCAGGGUGUUGGAGUCGUCAUCAUCAUCGUCAUAAUCAUUUUCAUCAUCAUCAUCAGAUGCAACCUGGUGGUCCACCAGCUCCAGCAGGUCCCUUUGGCUCACAUGGUCCACCAGCUCCUCCCGGCCUCUUUGGCCCACAUGGUCCUCCACCUUCAAUGUAUUAUGGAUUUUAUCCUCAAUCAUUGGGUCCACCUUCCCCAAAUCAGCAUCACCAUUAUUAUAUGUCUCGAGGCAAUGCCUCUCAAAGAGAAGAUUACGAAUAUUAUUCCACUCGACCUGAACUCUGGCCUCCAUCUUAUCCAUUUCCUCAACCACUCCCCGUUACGAAUGAAGAUACCUCAUCGUCUACAGAGCCAUUAACCAAGCAAUCAUUGGAAAGUAAUGGGAACGGUAGUGGGAUGUCCAUCGUUAACAUGGUAGCUUCAGAACAAUCAAAAGCUUUAGAAGAACAUGAUAAUAUUGUUGAAAAAGCAAGACAAUCUGAUACUGAAGCAAAGGUUAAGUCCAGUAUUGGAUUUAUCAACAACAAUACAAGCAGCCCCAAAGCGGUCAAGACUGGAGUGUUACAGGAUAAUGGUAAGGUUACUGAAAGCGAUAAGGCUGCCUCUAACACUUUAAUUUCAACUUCAUCUUCGGAUUCAUUGUCGAUGAAUUACGACAAUUUGAAUUCUUCAGCAUUCCCUCCUAAGGAAAACACUUCAUUAACCAAUGGCACUGUCCUUUUGCAGAGGUCUAAACCGGAGGAAGUUUUAGCUGAAAAGAUCAACAACAACAACAACAACAACAACAAGUAUAAUAAUGAUUCCUUGAAAUCAACUACUACUUCAGUAUCAUCUAGAUUCGAGCUGGAGGAAUUUGAAAUCAAUGUUGUAUUAUCAGAUAAAGAAUUGGCCAAUUAUGAUUUACCACCUUUUGAAGACUUGAAGAAGUAUUUGAAGGUAUUUUACAAGUGCAUCAAUUCGCAAUCACGCAUUUUAAUGGAUGUGAACUCAUUUCUCAGUCAGAUUGCUGUUAGAUUUGAUAGUGCUUCAUUACAUGCUUUGAUUUCUUGUGUAUGCGAGUUGACCAAAGUGAUUUGCAAGGAAGAAACGUUCAAGCAUCCAAUACACGAUGAAAGUCACUGGUUGACUCUUGUGUUUGAAUAUUGGGAUAAUCUUAAUGAUAUUGGAAUGCUAUUAUCGUAUUCGUUGAUUUCGUUAACAAGAACCAUCAGAUCCAGUCAUCCUAAAAGUCUCGAGAUCAAUCUUAAGAUGGCAGAUUUAAUCCAUGAGAAUGGGUUCAUAGAUAAAGUCAAUCACCUUCCAAAGGUUGAGUUGAACAAACGUCAAUUGUUUGAGCGAAGUUUGUUAACAAAUCUUUUAUGGGAUUUCUAUAUUAAUCAUAUAGUUUUCAAGAGGUUAUUACUUAAAGAACCAUUUAAAAAAAUAUCCUAUGUUGGAUUUGAAGACAGUUGCAAACUAGAAAACUUUGCCAUUGAUGAUCUGCAUUUCCAGCAUGUUGGCCAUUGGAAGGAUUUGGCUAAGAAGGGAGAUUCUAUUUCUGACUUUGAGGUAUUGAUAUAUGCCACCAAACGGUUGGAAAGCAUUCUUGAUGUGGAAUUGAAGGGGGCCGAUAAGCUGGAAAGCAUUGAAGAAGAAGAAGAAGAAGAAGAAGAAGAAGAAAAUUCCAUUAAUAAAUUGCCAAUCAUUUCUUACAAGGGACCAAAAACAUCGAUAGGAGAUAGAGCAAACUUUGUUAGUCUUACGGCAUUUGUUACGCAACUGUUCUUAACAUUAAGAGAUAUUUGGAUCUUUCCAUUUUUCAACCAAAAAUGUGAACUGAAUCAUAUAGAUGAAGUUAGUGCACACUUGCUUCGUAACUACGAUGAGUUGGUUAUCAGUAUAAAGGCUAUCAGUGGUGAGAAAUGGGCUACGUAUUUCCAGUUAUUUGAUGUUUCUUUGGAACUUUAUGAAUUGUUAGAGAAUCUGAAAGACGAGCCUGGAAUUCCAGACGAUGGGUUAUAUGUGGCCGCACUUUUAUUUGGCAUGGCAUGUAGCCAAAAGUUUUAUUCAUCAUUCAUUAGUUUUAUUGAUGACCGAACCAUAGUGUUAAGUCAUUUUGGAGGGAAUACUUAUACCCUUCCUGAAUCCUUUGAUUUGAGAGAAGGUGUUAGACAAGAGUUUAAAAGUGAAAAGUUGGAUAUAAGAAUUGAACAACUAAAACACUACGUCAAAUCAAAGCUCCAGUUUGUGUCUCAGGAACGAAGCCAAGCAUAUCCAACUGAAUUAGCAAAAGUAUUGACCACCAAAGACGGUGAUGGAGUGGGCCCCGUACUCUCCAGUAGUCAGAUCGAAUGGCUCACUCGAGAUGUUGAGCCUAAACCAUUACACUCUCAUAACGACUAUUGGCGUACUGUACCCAUGUUGACCGCGUUAAGCAAUGGAGCUGUUAGUAUUGAAAGUGAUAUCUGGUAUUUUGAAGAGCCAUAUUUGUUAACCCGUAAUGGUGGUGUAACCCAUAAGUUCAGUACCAAUGAAGUUUAUGUGGGUCAUAAUCAAGUAUAUUUGAAGCCCAAUAAUACCCUUGAUUCCCAAUAUUUGAGUUAUCUUUGGCAAAUUCUUGAAUAUACUAAUCCCAAAAUCAAUGAUGAAAUUGCCGUCACUGAGGCUUCGGAUGGACAUUUAAAUAGUGUAUUCUAUGAUGCUCCUGAAUUACCCAUGUUUCUUUGGUUUGAUUGCAAGACUAAUGCUUCGUCUACUUUCAAGUAUAUGCAACUGUAUUUGAAACGGUUCUUUGAUAAAGGGUACCUAACGUAUUAUGAUGUUGAACAAGAUAAAAUCAUCCCAGGACCCUUGAUACUUACAUGGACAGGCAAUUUACCGUCGUUCGAAGAAGUAAAUGCUUUGGGAUCUAAGCGAUACUUAUUUCUCGAUGCUCCUCUUAUAGAUUUAGAGGGUCUGAAAACAAAUUGGACUCAAUAUUCUUAUGUUGCCAGUGGAUCAAUGCAAGGUAUUCUUGGGAACGAAGACUUUGAUGGGGCUAAAUUGAGUCCAAAGUUCACCCCUAACCAAAAAUCAAAGAUUUCGGGUGUUAUAAAGGCAGCCCACUCCAAAGGUUUGAAGACAAGAAUCUGGGGUGAUAUUAGUUGGCCAAAAUAUGUAGCCACUGGACACUGGCAAGAAUUACUUAGAUUGGGAGUUGAUCUACUCAACGUUGAUGAUGUUGAAUACGCCGGUAAGAUCUUUUGA
Messenger RNA from Lizanozyma spartinae, 4404 nucleotides. It is a transcript of the gene AIM6, whose product is annotated as Altered inheritance of mitochondria protein 6. Lineage: Eukaryota; Fungi; Ascomycota; Pichiomycetes; Serinales; Debaryomycetaceae. Gene Ontology annotation, biological process: lipid metabolic process; regulation of DNA-templated transcription. Gene Ontology annotation, molecular function: DNA-binding transcription factor activity, RNA polymerase II-specific; phosphoric diester hydrolase activity; zinc ion binding. The transcript has 3 exons. The record is from RefSeq and is a predicted model, not a curated record. Bases 1 to 4404 code for a protein of 1467 amino acids.